Messenger RNA from Penicillium subrubescens, 1818 nucleotides. RefSeq lists its product as uncharacterized. The transcript has a single exon. The coding region runs from base 1 to 1818 and encodes 605 amino acids. The record is from RefSeq and is a predicted model, not a curated record. Lineage: Eukaryota; Fungi; Ascomycota; Eurotiomycetes; Eurotiales; Aspergillaceae.
AUGGAGUCCAAAACUCCACAGCCAGAGAAGGGGGAAUCGUUGCUGGUCGCCUCGCUGGCCGAGUUGGACCAUGUCGAUGAGACGCUCCUUGUCCAAACAUUGCAAGACUCAAUCGGUGACAAUAUUCGUGUGCAACUAUGGCAUCCUCCCAAGCUCGGCUUGCCCCAGCCAUUCUACGAUAAUAAAGGACGGCGGGAUAGUAAGGCCAAUAUCUACGGUCUAGCUGUUCUGGCUCAUCGAGAUGGCAAGACUGGCUUCCUGGUUGCAGAUAGAUUGACCAAGCGACAACUCAAAGGUGAUCCACGGCCGGGAGAGAGUUCGUUACUCUCGGUUGUGAUGGUUGGUAUUCGAUCACCUUCCAAGACGUCGAGAACGCACGCCGAUCAUGCAGAAAGCGAAACGACCGAGCACAUUCGUGUCAUUGCGAAGCGGCACACAAUCAAAAUUACAGAUUCAGCGGCAGUACUGAGUCUCCUUGAUAAAUUUGAGCUUUCCUACACGUUUCUUGGAGGACAUAGCAUCGAUAUCACGACCCGAUUAUGUGACUAUGGCCUCGAACUUCAUGAUCCGGAUCAUACAGUAUUCAUUCCUGAUACCGCGAUAACAACGGGACGUGAAGCCUUCGAACAAGAGACCAAGGCCGCACUACUAGAAUCUACACCCUUGCCGGCUGAGUUGGUCGCCAGUAUUGUCUCGCGCUUGGAUCAUCGCAGUAAACCUGAUUCUGGUUCCAUGGGGGUUCAGUCAGAGAACCUAGUCAUAUUCCUCACUUUUCCUACAACGGAAGACGAGUUGGAUUCAACGCAGUCAAGCCUACAGCGGGAGGUACAAAGGUGUUUAGAAAGAAGGACUACAAGUCCCGCGAAAAGGAAGAGAGAAGAGAGCCAGCCAGAUAUAAGAGUUCAAUUGAUCCCUUGGGAGCAGAAAUCCCAGGCGACACGAAGAGAUCUGGAGUAUCAUUGGAAAGAAAGGCAUGACCGCUCUCUCUGUCCUUUGAAUUACUUACUUGUACCCAUCACACCAUCCCGCCAGGCUCUUGCUCUAGGGGAUGCUCAAUUCGGGUCAAUCUAUCAUGGUAACGAUGGAUUUGUUUUGAUGGCACGCAACACUCUUGACCAAAUGGUAAAAACCAAAGUCAAUCACUUGAAUGGUCGUCUGAGCGAGGUUGCACAGCCACAAGAGGAUUUAAAAAAGGGUAACUUACCCGACUCAAGCCAAGUGGAGUUUUUGAUUGGACCCGAUGAACCUUUCUAUUACAAUCCUCCCCUGUGGGAGCCGGUAAAUGGAGAAGGGCUAAUAUCGAUUGCCGUCUUCUACUUGACCAACAAACUCUCCAUUGAUCAAAUCCGCGCAUUGAAAACAGAAUUACUCAUGGAUAACACACAACUCGACGGUCAAAAAGCGUGUUGCUUUGUACCCUGGGAAGACGGCCAUACAACUACGCUUGACGGAACGAUCGACGAUAUUUGGCGAAUAUUCUGGGAAAUGCGACGGUGCACAUCCUGUCAAAUGCCGAUCUUCUUCAUCGACGAACAGUCCGGCAUCGAUCAAACCAUUCUCAUGGUAGAUACGGAUCAUUAUAUUUGGCAACACGAUGAUGAACGGGCGACGGAACUUCUGAAAGACGUGGAAGAUGCUUCUACCAAGGGUCUUUUAUAUGGCCGUAUCAAAGGGCGUGAUGCCCAUGAUGGACAUGUCAAUUUGAGUAUGGGGAAUUUGAAUUUUGAUGAGUUUUUGGAAUCUUGUGGAUUGGAUCAGGAACAUCGGUAUCCUCGUCCGGGCUGGCCUGGGCAUGGGAUAUUGGAAAAUGAGGAAUGA